AAUCCGAGCACCAGGAAGUAGCUGGGACCUCUUGGCCGAGCCCAGCGACAGCCAGUUCCUCUCCCACCGAGCCGGGCCCGGGCGCCUCCCCGGCUGACGCUCUGCAGCUAAGCAGCCUGCUGCAGGCCGGGCAGUGUCCCCCCGCGCAGUGUGCCCGCAAGCGCCGGCCACGCGUCCUGCUACCCGGGCCGGCAGCUGCUUCUCAGGCGGGCCCCGGAGGGCCGUCCUGUCGCGUACGCAGCUUUGAACUGAAGUCACCGUGGAGUUCCGCAGCCCCGAAACUUCUACCGCCAGCGAGAAAUAUGGGAUGUAUAAAAUCAAAAAGGAAAGACAAUCUGAAUGACGAUGGAGUAGAUUCGAAGACUCAACCAGUACGUAACACUGACCGAACUAUUUAUGUGAGAGAUCCAACGUCCAAUAAGCAGCAAAGGCCAGUUUCAGAAUCUCAACUUUUACCAGGACAAAGGUUUCAAACGAAAGAUCCAGAGGAGCAAGGGGACAUUGUGGUAGCCUUGUACCCUUACGAUGGCAUCCACCCAGAUGACUUGUCCUUCAAGAAAGGAGAAAAGAUGAAAGUCCUGGAAGAGCAUGGGGAGUGGUGGAAAGCCAAGUCCCUUUCCACAAAGAGAGAAGGCUUCAUCCCCAGCAACUACGUGGCCAAGGUCAACACCUUAGAGACGGAAGAGUGGUUCUUCAAGGACAUAACCAGGAAGGAUGCAGAACGGCAGCUUCUGGCACCAGGGAACAGCGCGGGAGCUUUUCUUAUCAGAGAAAGCGAGACUUUAAAAGGCAGCUUCUCUCUGUCCGUCCGAGAUUACGACCCCGUGCAUGGCGAUGUUAUCAAGCACUACAAAAUUAGAAGUCUGGACAACGGGGGCUAUUACAUCUCCCCACGGAUCACGUUUCCCUGCAUCAGUGACAUGAUUAAGCAUUACCAAAAGCAGUCCGACGGUCUGUGCAGAAGGUUGGAGAAGGCAUGCAUCAGCCCCAAACCGCAGAAGCCGUGGGAUAAAGAUGCCUGGGAGAUCCCCCGGGAGUCUAUUAAGUUGGUGAAAAAGCUCGGUGCAGGACAGUUUGGAGAAGUCUGGAUGGGUUACUACAACAACAGCACAAAAGUGGCCGUAAAGACCCUCAAGCCGGGUACCAUGUCUGUGCAGGCCUUCCUGGAAGAGGCCAACCUCAUGAAGACCUUGCAGCAUGACAAGCUGGUGCGGCUCUACGCCGUGGUCACCAAGGAGGAGCCCAUCUAUAUCAUCACAGAGUUCAUGGCCAAGGGCAGCUUGCUGGAUUUCCUCAAGAGUGACGAAGGUGGCAAGGUGCUGCUCCCAAAGCUCAUUGACUUUUCAGCACAGAUCGCAGAGGGCAUGGCCUACAUCGAGCGGAAGAACUACAUCCAUCGGGACCUGCGAGCGGCUAAUGUCCUGGUCUCGGACUCCCUCAUGUGCAAGAUCGCAGACUUUGGCCUCGCCAGAGUCAUCGAAGACAACGAGUACACAGCGCGGGAAGGUGCUAAGUUCCCUAUCAAGUGGACGGCUCCAGAGGCCAUCAACUUUGGCUGCUUCACUAUCAAGUCUGAUGUGUGGUCCUUCGGAAUUCUCCUGUAUGAAAUUGUCACCUACGGGAAAAUCCCCUACCCAGGGAGAACCAACGCCGACGUGAUGAGUGCGCUGUCCCAGGGCUACCGGAUGCCACGCAUGGAGAACUGCCCAGAUGAGCUCUACGACAUCAUGAAGAUGUGCUGGAAAGAAAAGGCGGAGGAGAGGCCGACGUUUGACUACCUCCAGAGCGUCCUGGAUGACUUCUACACCGCCACGGAAGGGCAGUACCAGCAGCAGCCGUAGUGGGCACGGAGUCCUGCCCCUUCUAAUUAGCAGGAAAAGCAGCCUUCGGGCGCAGCCAAUCAUCUCGCGCCAGGACCCUCUGUGUUCCUGGUUCCUGACGGACAGGCCAGAUUAACUCAGGAAGAACACCCUGGACUUGAGAUGCUGUUUCUUACACGGGUGGUCACUGCUCGGUGGGACCACAGGCAGAAUACAAACACCCACCCGCUCCCUCCAAUACGCACCGCGCCGGCUCUACACGUGACUCCGGCUCAGAGACUGUCGGCCACAAAUUUCCAGAUGCAGCAGGAACUAAACUCACUUAGCAAAAAUAACCUCAUGCACAAGCAGAUGUUCCCUGAGCUCCUCCAUGCUUUGUCUUACUUCUUUAAAAACUACUAAUACAGCCUGUUAGGUUUUACACGUGAAGCCAUCUUUUCUAACUUUGACUGUUUUCGCUGUGGAGAUUUCAUUCCUCCCCACCUCCGCACCCCGUCACCCCCAGCCCACCCCACCCCCACUCCAGUCUGAGACUGUUAAACAUUUUCCUUUGUGGUAAGGCGGACGGCCGGGCGGGAGGUAGCACCCGCUUGCCCUGCAGGAGCAUCAUGUAUGGGCAGGCCGAGACCACUGCGGAACUGGGGCCCUUUGGAGCUACACCACCACCCAGACCUCCCAGUGACGGCAGGAGAGUUCUGCCCUCUGGGGAAAUGUUUUUAAUGGUCUGGCUAUUUCAAUUAUAGUAUUCUCUAAAGGCUUUUCUGACAGGGUCCUUUGGGAGAACUUUGACGUAAGCGUAAGAAUCUUUACAAGGCCUUCCAAAAAACGUAAAGUCUGUCUUUGACUGCCUCAAAUGACUUGAACAUUUUAUGAAUCAUACAUUUUAGCUGUACUCUAAGAAGUGAAAAAAUGCCAUGUUUGGGACUAUUUUUGUGAUUCUUUUCUCUUUUCUGAAUUGUGUAAGAUGUGUGAGAGACUAUUUACACCUGCAGGUAGGAAGGAGGUGGCCACGGAGAAGCCUCCAGCAGGACCCGAGAAGCUUUGUUACCCACCUGGGUAUUGCACUGUAAACUCCAGUUGGAAACCGCUGUGUCCGCCCCUUUCACUUACGCUGUUGUGUACAUACUUAAUAAUUCUAUUUUUGAUUUUAUUUUAAUACACUCAAUAACAUCUUGA
Alexandromys fortis (reed vole) is the source of this 2996-nucleotide messenger RNA. RefSeq names its product LYN proto-oncogene, Src family tyrosine kinase (gene Lyn). Gene Ontology annotation, biological process: dendritic cell differentiation; regulation of B cell receptor signaling pathway; negative regulation of B cell proliferation. The transcript has 13 exons. Gene Ontology annotation, cellular component: extrinsic component of cytoplasmic side of plasma membrane. Gene Ontology annotation, molecular function: non-membrane spanning protein tyrosine kinase activity; ATP binding; signaling receptor binding. The coding region runs from base 303 to 1841 and encodes 512 amino acids. The record is from RefSeq and is a predicted model, not a curated record. Lineage: Eukaryota; Metazoa; Chordata; Mammalia; Rodentia; Cricetidae.